AUGACAUCAGAUUCCAUGAAUCAACAAACAGAAAACUUCAUUAAUCCGUUUACGAAUAUUAAAGAACAAUGGCAAACAUUUGCAAAUGAACGGAAUGAUCUUCAAGAGAAACAUUCACCGUCGAAAGAAACGAUCAACCUCUAUAAUGAGAUUCAACAUUGGUUAAACUUAUGUAGACAAUUGCAAAGUCAACAAGACAGAAUCGAUCUAAAUAAUUUAUCAACAAAUAAUCAACUUCUCUCUCGACUAAAACAAUGUGAAGAAGAAUUGAAUCGUUUAACAAAUGCUGUUAUUCGCCUGUCAACAGAUGAAGUUGCUCCUUCAUUAAUUCAUGAAUUGACUGUACUUAGCACAUCGGCGAUAACAAUGCGUAGUCAAUUAGAGAAACGAAUCGAACAACAGUAUCGUUCAAGUGUGGAAAUAGAUACAUUUUGUAAUUGGUUGAAAACUCUCACUAAUCAAUGUAAAACCAUGGAUAAACAAAUGAUUCAACUCAUUCUAAGCCAACAACAGGAACAUAUCGAUCGAUUUCGUCGAUAUAAUGACACGGACAAACUUACGAAUUUAAUUCACAUGUGGGACGACUUACUGUCAUUGAUAACUAAUUCAUCGAAUCGAGUGACUACUCAAUUGUCUUCGAGUGACAAUGUAUAUCAACAACAAAUUAAUGAGUCAAUCCAACACUUAUUGACAACUAACGUACAACUAGGCAAGCGUCACGAUAUCGAACAGUUCCUCAAUCAAAUCAAUACCCUUUUGACAUCCUCUAAGACUUCUCAAGUUUCUCAUUUAAAUGCAACUCUACCUGCGAGAAUUUGGGAUGAAUUUGCCAAUCGGCAAUUGAUAUUGCAACAAAUGCUAAUCGAUACAGCUCACAUAGAUCGUCUUCGUGUCAAUUUUGUUGCGCAUUUCAACACAGAAAAUAAUGCAAUACUUGCUGCUAAUGAAAUAACAACAUUAAUUGAAAAUUAUCCGAAAGAAAUGACAACACAUGUUCGGCAAUGGUUAACUGAACAGCAGAAGACGCGUCUUACAGCACCAUUAGCGGCUAGUGAUAUGUCAAAAACAAUUGAAGAAUUUGAAGAAUAUCUCAAAGAUUUAGAAGAGAAUCUUCUUCUGUACGAACAGAAUGAAAAUAAUCACACGAAGCUCAAGAACCUUAUACAUUUAAUCGCUAAUCGUCCAACCAUACCUGAACAGUUACAACACGAUGCCAAGCAUCUACAGGAACGUUAUGUGAAAAUUCAGCAAUAUAUUGAAGAUCUUCAGAAGAAAUAUCUUGCUAAAAAAGCUAAUAUCGAUACGAUGACGAAUAAUAUCAAUCUACUAAUUACACAUCUACGCAAUAUUGAAGAGCAAAUUCAUAUGAAUGCAAAACAAUCGGUUCACGACUACGAACGACUCAUUCUCGACUGUCAGAGAAUUAUCAAUGAAUUGAGUCGAAUUCGUCCUCAAAUCGAAGACGCGAUCAACUCUGGCAAACGCCUGUAUUCACCGGAUAGUAAAGACACAAGCGGGAUUGAAAGUGCUGACGAAACAGGAGGUGGUUCAACAACAUCAACACCUUUGCUAUCAUCAAAAAAACAUUCCGAUUUGACCUUACGGAAAGUUCGUCGACAUGUAUUGCAACUAACUCAACAUUGGAAGAAUGCAAACAACAGUAUUGAUCAACGUUUAAAACUUUUACAACGUACUCAAACGGCUGUGGAAGAACUACGUCGCAAGUGUGAUCAAUUGCAUGCACACUUGUUAGAAAUUGAACUUGCAUAUGCACAUAAACCACAAAUCAAAGCACUCAACGUACAACAAGUGCCAGCAGAAAUCGAACAAGCAAAACAUUUAUUAGCUGCACUGAUGUCAUGCAAAGGAUCCAUUGAUGAUGUUCAACAAUCAGCAGAAACGAUUGAAAACGAACAUGAUAUUCCUGUUGUUAAUCGAGCCCAAGAACUUGAUCAUAGAUGGCAACAUGCUGUAUCAUCCGUUUCUCAACGUAUUCAUUCGUUACAAGAUUCGAUCAAGGAUACUGAAAGUGAUAUCUAUUCAAAUUCAGUAGAACACCCAUGGCAGCGUGCAAUUUCCGUGAACAAAAUUCCUUACUUUAUCAACCACUCAGAUCAGACAACUUCAUGGGAUCAUCCGAAGAUACUUGAAUUGAUGCGUUCGUUUGCCAAUUUCAACGAUAUUCGAUUUUCUGCCUAUCGGACAGCAAUGAAACUUCGUGCUUUGCAAAAACGUCUUUGUCUGGAUUUAACAUCGUUGAGUGAUAUUAUUGGUGUUUUCGAACAAGAGGAAGUGACUGAUGCAUUGAACAAGAUGAUUGAUAUCGAUCAAAUCCAAAUAUAUCUUCAAAAGAUCUUCGAAAAAACAGCGAAUGAAUAUCCACAAUUGAUCAAUGGUAUAGUAACAGUUGAUUUAACAUUGAACUGGCUGUUGAACAUAUACGAUCUGAAUCGAACUGGUUCCAUUCAGUUGUUAUCGAUGAAAAUGGCAUUGACAUUACUCUGUCGAGGAAAUAUCGAAGAAAAAUAUCGAUAUAUUUUUUCGUUGGUCACAUUUGAAUAUGAUGGUCGUUUUGUAGCUGAUCGGCAACGUCUAUCACUCUUGUUUCAACAAGCGAUUGUUAUUCCGAAGCAACUCGGGGAAAUCGCAGCAUUUGGUGGAUCCAGUGUGGAACCGAGUGUUCAAAGCUGCUUUGAAUAUGGUCAAAAUGCUGAUGUUAUAACAGCGGAAGAUUUUCUCGAAUGGGUGAAACUCGAACCUCAGUCACUUGUCUGGUUACCUGUUAUGCAUCGUCUUGCGGCUAGUGAAGUAGCUAAACACGAAGCUCGUUGCAAUAUCUGCAAAGUCUAUCCAAUUCUUGGCUUUCGUUAUCGUUCAUUGCGACAUUUCAAUUGCGACAUUUGUCAGAAUUGUUUCUUUUCUGGUAAACAAACGAAACUCUUCAAAAUGGAUCAUCCUCUACAAGAAUAUUACACCGAAACGACGUCGUCGGAAGAUAUCCGCGAUUUUUUUCGCAUAUUCAGAAAUAAACUAUGUGCAAAACAACGCAAAUCACCCAAACUUGGAUAUUUGCCACUGCCGCAUGUAUUCGAUAACACAAUGACCACCACAGAUCAGCCGACAGCACCAUCACCCAUCACCAGCUCGUUGUUCACUACACCUAUCAAAUCGGAACAUGAAAUGAUGCAGCCAACUGCCCUUUCGAAUGGAUCAAACGACGAACAUGGUAUAAUUGCUCAACACUGUAGAAGCUUGAACAGUGCAACAUAUAAAUCACCGCGUAUUGCUGCACAUGAGUUACUCACUCGUUCGACGUCCCUUGAUAAUGAACAACGCAAUGAAUUAGAAGCGGUUAUUCGUGAUCUGGAAGAAGAAAAUCGUCUCUUGCAAAAUGAAUACGAACGUCUUUGUCAUGAACACAUGGAAAAAUCGUUGAUCAUUACCGAUUCGCAAGAGCCAUUUCCAUUCUACGAUAAUCAAUCAGAUCAUUAUAAUAGUCGAGAGAUUCUUCGCGAAGCUAAGCAAUUACGACACCGUAAAACAAAAUUAGAACAGCGGAUGAUCAUUCUUGAAGAGCAUAAUAAACAAUUAGAAAAGCAGCUAAGACAAUCGAAACAAUUAUUAAUCAAAGAAUCGCCUUCUCAUAAUCUCCGUCGAUCAGUGGAUCGAAACCUCGAGCGACAACCGAAUUUGUUAACUAUUGAUAAUCUUUUCCAUAUGGCUGAUGAUAUCAAUCGUGCAGUAGGUGAUCUCGUUUCAGUCAUAACCGAGCCACAAAUAUCAACAUCUCCAAACUACUAUCAACCACUUAUGACGACUUUUCUCAUCCGACGACUAACCAAUCGAGGAGUGAUUUCUCAAUGUCGAGGAAUGACUCUAUCAUUCGCGAAUGCUGCGGCAUCGUGUAAUUCUACCAAUGCAACGCCGAUUAGGAAAACAGCUCUAUAUGAUUAUCAUGUAGGCAAUUCCGGACGAAUGGUUAGUUUUUGUGGUUGGACCUUACCUGUGCAAUAUUCGGCUUCUGUUAUUCAAUCGCAUUUGUAUACGCGACAAGCGGCUUCAAUUUUUGAUGUGUCUCACAUGCUUCAAGUUUUAGUGAAAGGUUCCGAUCGUGUCCGAUUUUUCGAACGUUUGAUCGUUUCGGAUCUGGAAAAUUUACCCGAAAAUUCGGCAUGUUUAACUCUGUAUACAAAUGAACAAGGCGGUAUUCUUGAUGAUUUGAUUGUAACCAAAACAAGCGAAGGAUAUUUAUAUGUCGUGUCCAAUGCUGGACGUGCUCAACAAGAUUUGGCUCAUCUGAAAACUCAAUUAGCAAAGGCGAAACGAGACGGAUUAAACGUGGACAUUGAAGUCUUAGAAGAUCAAUCGUUACUUGCAUUACAGGGCCCACGUUCAGCUGAAAUACUUCAACCUCAUCUUCCAUCGUCCUUAGAUCUGUCGAAAGUCUAUUUCAUGCAAAGUCGUUUAACCAAUUUCGAUAAUGAUUCAUCGAUUCCAUGUCGAAUUAAUCGCUCAGGCUACACUGGUGAAGACGGUUUCGAAAUUAGUGUUUCGAAUAGCAAUAUCUUACGUGUUCUCAAUAGUUUAUUAUCCUCAGGUGUAGCACAAAUGGCUGGUCUCGGCGCUCGGGACUCACUUCGUCUCGAAGCAGGCCUAUGCUUGUACGGCAAUGAUAUUGAUGAGCAGACGACUCCGAUCGAAGCUGACUUAGCAUGGACUAUUGGCAAACGACGACGCCAGCUAGCUGAUUUUCCUGGUGCAAAGAUUAUUCUCGAGCAAUUGAAAACAGGUCCGCCGCGAAAACGUGUCGGAAUCAAAUCUCUAGGUGCAUGUCCGAGAAGCGGUGCUGAAAUACGUAGUGGCCGUGGAGAAAAUGAACAUGUUAUUGGUAAAGUUACAAGCGGUUGUCCAUCACCAUCUUUGAAAAUGGUCAAUAUCGGCAUGGCAUAUAUCGAAACGCCGCUUGCUAAAAUUGGAAAUAAAGUUGUGGCCAACAUUCGUAAUCGUCCGAUUGAUGCUGAAAUUGUGAAGAUGCCAUUUGUUCCAGCAAGUUAUUACAAAGCUCCAGUCAGCAAAAAGAAAUGA
Adineta ricciae is the source of this 5085-nucleotide messenger RNA. NCBI's taxonomy places the organism in Eukaryota, Metazoa, Rotifera, Eurotatoria, Adinetida, Adinetidae. The record is from the annotation of a GenBank genome assembly.